Onychostoma macrolepis is the source of this 546-nucleotide messenger RNA. RefSeq names its product rab GTPase-activating protein 1-like. The transcript is spliced from 3 exons. The record is from RefSeq and is a predicted model, not a curated record. Bases 50 to 376 code for a protein of 108 amino acids. Lineage: Eukaryota; Metazoa; Chordata; Actinopteri; Cypriniformes; Cyprinidae.
UGCCGUAUCAAAGGACAAGGACAGACAGAGCUUCAAACUGCGGCCAGGCAUGGACAAAAAGAUUGUGAUCUACGUCCAGCAGACGUCCAACAAAGAGCUGGCCAUCGAGAGGUGUUUCGGUCUGCUCUUGAGCCCAGGGAAGAACGUAAAGAACAGUGAUAUGCACCUGCUUGACCUGGAAUCAAUGGGCAAGAGUUCUGAUGGGAAGUCUUACAUCAUCACAGGGAGCUGGAAUCCCAACACUCCUCAGUUUCAGGCCGUGAAUGAGGAAACGCCCAAAGGUGCAGAUUCUCAUUCUCAUUCUCAUUCAUUCAUUCAUCCAUACACGUGCUCGGUUUGCAGACUGUGUUCCGAAUCAUUGUUUGAGCUCUUCUGAUGCUGAUUUUUUUUCUGAAAUAUUGUUAUUUAAACCAUGAGUGAUUUGAAGAGGUACCAUUUAGCUGUUGUGCUUAAAAAAUCUGUAACAUUCUUCCAACUGUAAUUAGACAGGCUCCAAAUGUUCAGAUUUUCCAAAACUUCUAUACACACAAAGUGCAUUUUUUAUUU